Molecule: messenger RNA, 2439 nt
Organism: Acaromyces ingoldii
Lineage: Eukaryota; Fungi; Basidiomycota; Exobasidiomycetes; Exobasidiales; Cryptobasidiaceae
Exons: 4
Coding region: 1-2439 (812 amino acids)
Biological process (GO): proton export across plasma membrane; regulation of membrane potential; sodium ion export across plasma membrane
Cellular component (GO): plasma membrane
Molecular function (GO): sodium:proton antiporter activity
Source: RefSeq, a predicted model, not a curated record
AUGAAGUGGGCACUCUGCCUCCUCGUCGUGGGUGCGUCUCUUGCCUCACUGGCUUUGUGUGCAGAGUCCGAGCCUUCGCAGCUGGCCUCCCUGACGCUCAAUGCACCUACCAAGGAUAAUUAUUGCUUCGUCCUUCCUGUCACCAUGUUGAAGAUCGGAGACGCAGAGGCUCAAGACCAGUCCAAGGUCUUCUGCACAAAAGCAGUGGCAGUGGGCGACCAGGGCACACUUCCUGAGGCAAAGGAUUUCUGGAUCGACGGACCUUACAUAAAGCAAGGGCAAGGGAAGGCAAGUUACAUCCAGAUCACGGGUUGCUUCAACCCCGAAGCGACAGGUGUGCUCGUCUCCGAUGACGAUGGGGGCCAGUACGAUGCGCUGGGCGGAACAGACAAGCGUGGAGUGCCAAAGAAUAGCCACAUGGCCGGGUACAACGCCUACGUUCAAGUAGUCGAGCCAAAAAACAAGCGUAUCUGUCUGCGCGGAUGCAUGGACGAGGCAGACUGCGACCUGAGCCACGACACCAGCGGCGAGUCACUCUGGAUCACCCACCGCUACGCAAAGACCAUGGGAAUCGAGAUCCAGAACACGGCUCUGAAUCUGGUCUUGUCGGCCCUAGGUGGCUUUCUGGGCAUCUAUGCUACCUUGUCCUUCUUCAUCAAGGAACGCCUCUUCCUCGGAGAGGCGCCCUUGGCCGUCAUUGUCGGCAUCGCCCUCGAGCGCUCCGGCGCGCUCCCUGUAGAGCUGCAGGGCAAGCCCGGGUCGGAGGAGGAACCGUUGGACAAGCUCGGUCUGGGCAUCUCGAGAAUCGUCAUUGGAAUUCAGCUGGUGCUUGUGGGCAUUCAGCUUCCCUACAAGUACCCCUACAUAGAGUUUCGUUCCCUCUUUAUGCUCGUCGUGCCCGUCAUGGCCGUCAUGUGGCUUGUCACGACAGGCCUGACGAUGCUCUGCGUGCCCCAGCUCCCCAUCCUCGCCGCCCUCGUUCUCGCUUCCUGCGCGACGCCGACGGACCCUGUGCUGAGCAACGCCAUUGUCAAGGGCUCCUUUGCCGACCAGCACGUCUCCCCACGCCUACGCAACCUCAUCUCUGCCGAGUCGGGCGCCAACGACGGCCUCGCUCUGCCCUUUCUCCUCCUGGCCGUCAACCUGAUCAAGGCCAAGACAACAAAAGAAGCGCUCAUCAAGUGGUUUCUCGAGGGCCUCCUCUACGAGGUGGGCGUUGCCAUCGUCUUUGGCGCAGUCAUUGGCACAGCGGCCAAUCGAGUCCUGCGGUGGAGCGCGCGGAACAACCUCAUCGACCAGGAGUCCUUUCUCUGCUACGGUGUCGCCGUUGGCCUCUUUACCGUCGGUAUGGCGGGCUACUUUUCGCUAGACGACCUCCUUGCGGCCUUUGUUGCGGGAAAUGCUCUCACCUGGGACGACUGGUACCGCCGAGAGACAGAGGACGACGAGAUCCAAAACGUCCUCGACCUGCUUCUCAACACCAUCUUCUUCACUUUUGUGGGCGCCACGAUUCCCUGGGAGUCCUUUGCCGACUUGCCACACGGGCUCACACCGCUCCGGCUUCUUGCUCUCUGCGCCCUCGUCCUCGCCUUUCGUCGGCUGCCAGCGCUCCUCGUCUUUUACCGCUGGAUCCCCCGCAUCGCCCAUUCGACCAGCGAGACUGUCUUUAUGGGCUACUUUGGUCCCAUUGGAGCUGGUUCCAUCUUCUACAGCGCCCUCGUGCUGGACAAGUUUGACGAGGCGCAUGCACCACCGGACUCCCAGGCUGCAACGAUUCGGCUGCUGGUGAAGCCGCUCAUCUAUGCGCUGGUGCUCAGCUCCCUCGUCGGCCACACGCUCGCCAUUCCUGCCCUCAAGAUCCUGCUGGACUGGCGAGGCGUGGGCAACAUCAAGCUCAUGGGAGAGGAGGGCGACGUUCCCGACGACGUCAGCUUUGCAGCACCCAACGAUGAUGCGCGGUUCUUGCACUCUUCCCAAGACGGGGCCAUGGGAGAGUCGACCGCAUACAGCGAUGACGACGACGACGACGACGACGGCGGCGGCGAGGCAGAGUACGAGGCGGGCGAAGCAGGCGCGCCCGGCAGACCAGCUUCUGAGGCGGGCCAGCGCCGGCGACGGGAAGAGGACGAGAGCAGACGGCAGCAGCGACGUGCUUCCUCGCACGACGCUGGCGGUGGGGGUGGUGAAAUUAGGGAGAGAGUGCCCUUUGGUCGGCUUGCUUCAACCUCGUCGGUCCGAAGCAGUAGCAUUGGUGCCUUUGAGCAUGACGGUACGUGGAACUCGACGGCGUCUUGGCGACUCAGCAGCAGCCACCUUCCCAAGACGGGUCACAAGCUCGGGCCACAUGUGGCUCGUGAGCACCAGGAACAAGAGGAGGAACGACAGCAGCGCAGACGAGCGCGGGGCGACGAUGAGGAGAACGGCCCUGGUCGGACCUAG